AUGGAGCACAUUGAAGAGGUAAUGAGGAAAUUUACUUUAUCUGCGAAUGAGAAGGAGGGAGUUUGUUUAGGUCUUGAGGAUUUGGAAAAAGGCGUGAAGGAAUGCAGGUUGAGUCUGAUAGGGAGAGUUUGGGGGGAUAGAACAGCUAACAUAACUGGUAUGAGGAGUUUUGCUACUAAUGUGUGGCCUCAGUUGAAAAACGUUAAAAUUACUGAGAUUAAGGUAAAUAUGUUUCAGUUUAUUUUCGAGUCCAGGAAGGAUAUUGAAUUAGUGCUUAGCAAAAGACCUUGGAUCUAUGAUGGCCAGCCUCUGGUGUUACUGGAAUGGCAGGCGGAUUUAGAGGAGAAAGAGCAGGCGUUUUGUAGGACUUUAAUGUGGGUUCAGAUUUGGAACUUACCUCUUCACUGGGUAACUAAGGAGGCUGGGCGUAAAAUAGGGGGAAUAUUUGCAGGCGUAAGGGAGGUCAUUAUUCCUCAGGGAGGGGGUAAGGAAGGUAAACACCUUAAAAUUUUAGCUGAAGUGAAUCUUAAGGAACCUCUGCCUAGAGGUUCUAUGGUUAAAAGUAAUGGAGGAACUAGAUGGAUUGAAUUUAAGUAUGAAAAAUGCCCUGAUUUCUGCUUUUGUUGUGGACUGAUAGGACAUAAUGAGCGAAUUUGUAACAGGAAAGGGGUUGAUGUGGAUAGGGAGAAUCAGUAUGGCAACUGGCUUCGAGCCAGUUUCCCUAGGAGCCCAAGGAAAAAAGGCAGGAAUGAUGGGGAUCAGGAAACAUCAGGGAAUGGGAGGUAUAGAUAUCAGAGCUCAGAUGGGGAAACUGGGAGCCUGCCGUAUCCUUUGCUCACCUAUACUAAUGAAUUUCAUAGGGGGCAAGGGAAGCCAGAUAUUGAAUCCAAUGAGAAGGCAAACUGGGGAACAGCAACUAGGGGGGCCAAGGAGAAGAGUGGAAUGGGAUGCAGGAGGGUGCGGGGAUUGGUGAGGAUUUGGUAG
Coffea arabica (coffee) is the source of this 984-nucleotide messenger RNA. Lineage: Eukaryota; Viridiplantae; Streptophyta; Magnoliopsida; Gentianales; Rubiaceae. The record is from RefSeq and is a predicted model, not a curated record.